This is a messenger RNA of Cotesia congregata, 1743 nucleotides long. NCBI's taxonomy places the organism in Eukaryota, Metazoa, Arthropoda, Insecta, Hymenoptera, Braconidae. The record is from the annotation of a GenBank genome assembly.
AUGUCAAUCGGAGUUAAAAUGCGGACUUUUUUGGUGCUCUUUUUCGUGACCUGUGGAUGUUUCGCCGGCUCCUGGGAUAACAAUAAUUCUCGAUGCCCGCCAGUGUUAUUUCCAAACGGGAAAGUACGAUCGCGCGGUCGUGGAAGGAUUAUCAGAUUUAAUUGCUUCGAAGGAUUCACCCUAGUCGGCAAUAAAUACUCGACGUGUGUUCGCGGCACUUGGGACACACCAACCCCAGUUUGCGUUAAUUCACAAUGUCCAACGUUAGCGACUCCAGAUCAUGCAUUAGUAGCGUCUAAAUAUAACGGCGCAAUAUUGAUGUACUUUUGCGAACCAGGACACGUAUUGGUUGGAACUGCUGAAAUUUACUGCAACGGAAAGCAAUGGAAUGGCACUGCUCCUUAUUGCAGAGAUACGACCGCCACGGCGCCGACAAAAUGUGAUUUUGAAAAACCGGAUCUCUGCUGGUGGGAACAAGAUCCACGACAUGAUUUCGAUUGGCAAAGACACAAUUUUGAGACUCCUAGUUCACACAUUGGGACCGGACCAACGUAUGAUCACACUCUUGGCGCCGGAAAUGAUGGUUACUAUCUUUAUAUUGAAGCUUCCGGUCGACUUACGAAUGAUACUGCACGAAUAAUUUCCCCUUUAUAUAAUGCGUAUCACAUGUUUGGCGCAGGAAUAGGCGCACUGCGUGUCUACUUGAAAGAAGAAAGUACAGAGACACUAAAAUUAAUGUUCGAGAAACGGGGCGAUCAAGAUAAUCGUUGGCUACAUGGGCUGUUUGAUCUUCCAAAGACAAACUCAAGUUUCCAGAUAAUAAUUGAAGGCGUACGUGGCAUCAACUAUGUCAGCGAUAUAGCGAUUGACGAUGUCGCUAUUCUCCAAGCUGACGAAUGCACUCAAGCAAGAAGAAUUGAUUCUGAUACUACAGUCCGUAGUGUUACUGAUGAUGAUCAAAUAGAAAUAAUAAAUGCACUACAAAGUUGUCGCGGUAGAUGCGGUAAUAUACCUGGAAUAAAUACUUGGACAACAAUUAUCCCAUUGUCCUCGCCCGAUGCCUGUCAGUGUUCUCUCGAAUGCGCUGAGAAUUCCACUUGUUGCCCCGACUUCGCUGAGUAUUGCAUUCUAGCCGUGACAGAUUAUCCAUUGUCAGCGUCAACAAGCGAGGAAUUAAAUCCAACAACAAAAUUAAACCCUUUGAUAAUUACAAUAGAUACAAAGGAUGAAAUAGACCCAGAAGCGUCAAAUCCUCCUCGGAAAUUGUCCUCGCCUGUUACGGCUAAAUUAACGACCAGCGAAUUAGGGACCACCGUAAAAACCAGGACCAGGACAACAGACAAAGCUCUUCAUCCUGAAACUCCGUUUCCUACUACUCUUCGACAUGAAUCACCAGCACGAACUACAGAAUCUAUUACCGUGAAAAUCGCUUCCAAGACAACUGAUUCAAGUAUUAAUACCAUUUCUUCUGAAUCAGAUGUUCUAGUUGGUCGCGUUGAACAAUUACAGGCCGCUGUGAGCUUCGGUUUGUCUGAAAUAAUUAGCAUUGUCGUAGUUUUGAUUGCUGCAGUAGCAAUAGCCACUGGUAUUAUUAUUGUUGUGUUACGACGACGAAAAACUUACAAAAGAGGAUCCGGUAGCAGUGGGUCUAUUUUGUCUGAAGACAGCGAUGUUCGUUUUUUAACUUCCGAUGAAGUACUUGAUUUUAAUCUAGCGCGGCCGAAUGAGUAUGAUGAAAUUUGA